Tribolium castaneum (red flour beetle) is the source of this 1753-nucleotide messenger RNA. RefSeq names its product cytochrome P450 6a2-like. Bases 161 to 1276 code for a protein of 371 amino acids. NCBI's taxonomy places the organism in Eukaryota, Metazoa, Arthropoda, Insecta, Coleoptera, Tenebrionidae. The record is from RefSeq and is a predicted model, not a curated record. Gene Ontology annotation, molecular function: monooxygenase activity; heme binding; oxidoreductase activity, acting on paired donors, with incorporation or reduction of molecular oxygen. The transcript has 3 exons.
AUUUCAAUGAAAAAAAUUCAAGUUCUAAAAAUAGAUUUUUAAUUCAUAAAUUUUCACCCACACACAUUAUCAGAUUUGUGAUAACAAAUCUUACAAUGAGACGGCGAAAUUAAGUAAUAAAUAGGCACGUUCCCCAAGUCUUGACAAUCAAGUCACCAAGAUGUUUUUCACCCAAUCUCUCCUAACCGACGUAACAACUCUUGUUGUAACCCUAACUGUCAUCCUAGUAACUUACUACAAAUGGAGUUACACCUACUGGAGGCGUCGGGGAGUCCCCUCCCUGACCCCCAAGAUCCCGUGGGGUAACUUAAGCAACCCUUUAAACCGCAAGGACACAAUCGGAGUCGACGUGAAAAAAAUGUACGAUUCAAUGAGGCGCCAGAACUGGAAACACGGGGGUGUUUUUUUCAUGGCGUCGCCUGUUUACCUCGUCACUGAUCUCGAAUAUGUUAAGGACAUUUUGACCAAAAAUUUCCAAAAUUUCGUCGACCGUGGGUUGUAUUACAACGAGAAAGACGAUCCGAUUAGUGCCCAUUUGUUCGCCAUUGGAGGCCCAAAAUGGCGCAAUUUGCGAACGAAACUAACUCCCACUUUUACCUCCGGGAAGAUGAAAGCAAUGUUCCAGACGUUGCUCGACUGCGAAAGCAAUCUCCAGGAAAAAGUUGCAGCAGAAUUGGGAAAAAAUCAAGCGAUUGACAUUAAAGACGUGUUCGGGUGUUUCACCACUGAUGUCAUCGGCUCUUGUGCUUUUGGACUCGACUGUAACACUUUUAAAGAAGCCGAUUCGCCGUUUCGAAAAUACGGAAAAAAAGUCUUUACAAACACUCCCAUAAGACAGCUCAAGUCCUCGUUUUCUAACAGUUUUCCGAAACUUGCCCAACAAUUUGGAAUUUCUGUGAUGCCCAAAGAUGUAUCAGACUUUUUCACCAAAGUGGUCAAGGACACGGUCGAGUACCGACAAAAAAAUAAUUACACAAGGAAAGACUUUAUGCAACUUUUGAUCGAUUUAAAGGGUGAAGGAAAACAGGAUGGGAAAAGCUUGACCAUGGAUGAAAUUACGGCACAAAGUUUUCUCUUUUUUGCGGCCGGUUUUGAAACUUCUUCCACUACUGUAACGUUCGCACUUUACGAACUCGCCAAACACCAAGACAUCCAACAAAAAGUUAGAGAGGAAAUUGAGACAGUUUUGGCAAAAUUUGAUGGGAAAGUGACGUAUGAAGCGAUCCAAGAAAUGCAUUACAUGAACCAGGUCCUGAACGGUUUUCCAAAAAUGUAGAAAAAAUCGCGACACAUUACAAUUAUUACAAUAAAAAUUUAAGUCGAUGUUAGUGAAAAUAGUGCUAUUUUAGACAGUUUUUGAACUAGAAACGGAAAUUUGUGGCAGAAAAUGUGAAAUAAUUACCAAUUUUGAUCAAAUAACACUAUUUUAGAGCGAUUUAGUAAAUUUUUUCAACCCUAAACGCAAUUAUUUCAAACAUGGGCCUGAAUUUAUGUUUUAUUUUGGGUUUUUGGGCGCUUAAGCACGUUUUUCAGUGAUUAUUUUACGAAAUUUCGUUAAAAUAACUUAAACUACUUUGUAAAUGGUCUUAUUUUUGCGUUUUUUAAACUACUAAUAACAUUUUUAAAUUAAACUGUGGCGGGAAGUAACCAUAAUGUGGUUGAAAACAACAUAAUUUUUCCUUUUUUCGAACAUUUUACCACGUUUUUUUAACCAAAGAUGCAAUUCUAUUGUUGUCAAAAAUAAAUAAAUUAC